AUGGCUCAUUUUCAUAACCAACAAAACCUACCCGUUUCAUUUCUACUAAUCCUUUCCUUAACAACAUUGGUUUCUGUUUCUUCACACAGCAGACCUUACACAAUUCCAACUGUCUCACACUUAACUGAUUCUUUUCCUCAUGUAACAAUUGAUAGUGCUUUUUCUAAUGCUUUUGGUGCCUCAAAUGUUAAGUUUCUUAGUAAUGGGUCUAUGGCCACCCUGGCUCUUGACAAAAUCACAGGUUCCGGCAUGGUGUCACAAAAUAGAUACUACUAUGGAUUCUUUAGUGCUGCGAUCAAAUUACCGGCUGGUUUGUCACCGGGAGUUGUGGUUGCUUUUUAUUUGUCAAAUGCAGAUAAAUUUCCGCACAAUCAUGAUGAGAUAGAUAUUGAAAUUCUUGGCCAUGACAAGAGAAAUGAUUGGGUUAUUCAAACAAACGUGUAUGCCAAUGGAAGUGUUAGCACAGGAAGAGAAGAGAAAUUUUAUUUCUGGUUUGAUCCAACGGAGCAGCACCAUUAUUAUAGCAUCUUGUGGAAUAGUUAUCAUACUGUGUUUUUUGUUGACAACAUUCCGGUGAGAGAAUUCAUACACAAAACCACAUACCCAUUUAUUUAUCCAUCAAAACCAAUGUCAUUAUAUGCAACAAUAUGGGAUGGUUCAGAAUGGGCUACACAUGGAGGAAAGUACCCUGUAAACUACAAAUAUGCACCAUUUGUUGUUUCAUUAACUGAAGUGGAAUUAAGUGGCUGCAUAACUGAUCCAAAUUCACCAAUUUCUUCGUGUUCUAAGUCAAAUCUUUCAGGACAACAAGAUCCUAUUAAUGGAGCAGAGUUUACCAAGCUUUCACAACAACAGAUAGCAGCUAUGGAUUGGGCUAGAAGAAAACUCAUGUUUUAUUCUUAUUGUAAUGAUGUAUCUAGAUACAAAGUAUUGCCAGCAGAAUGUCACUGA
Messenger RNA from Lathyrus sativus (Indian pea), 951 nucleotides. The record is from the annotation of a GenBank genome assembly. Lineage: Eukaryota; Viridiplantae; Streptophyta; Magnoliopsida; Fabales; Fabaceae.